UUUUCAAAGGAGUAAACAAAAGAGCCCUAAGGGAAACAAUCAUUUUCUUUCAACAUUUCCUAAGCUUUCACCAACUCAAUUUCUCUUACAGAGUAAGUUGUACACCACUCAAGGGUGUCAUCCUUUUAAUGAUUUUCUGGCUCUGAUUUUUAACUUGAGGACAUUAAUUUAAAGCUCUGAGGAGUUUAAAGUCUCUCAAAAAUGGACAACAAGCAGGAUAUAUUUAGGAGAGACUUGGUGGACUUUCAGGGUGUCCCCCUCUUCUGGAGUAUCACUGAGGAGUGGUCCCAGGUGGAGUCAUUUGAGAGUCGACCAGAUGAUCUUCUGAUCUCCACCUACCCCAAAUCUGGAACAACUUGGACCAGUGAAAUAUUGGAUUUGAUCUAUAACAAUGGGGAUGUGGAAAAAUGUAAACGAGAUGCAAUAUACAAGCGAGUGCCAUUCAUGGAACUUAUAGUCCCUGGACUCUCAAAUGGUGUUAAGGAAUUGAACGACAUGCAGUCUCCUCGAUUAGUGAAAACACACUUACCUGUUCAACUUCUCCCUUCUUCAUUUUGGAAAAAUAACUGCAAGAUUGUCUAUGUGGCUCGGAAUGCUAAAGAUGUGGCUGUGUCUUACUAUUAUUUCUACCAGAUGGCAAAAAUACACCCAGAGCCUGGCACCUGGGAGGAAUUCCUAGAUAAAUUCAUAGCUGGGAAGGUGGCUUUUGGUUCUUGGUAUGACCAUGUGAAGGGCUGGUGGGAGAAGAGAAAAGAUCAUCGUAUCCUUUAUCUAUUCUUUGAAGACAUGAAAAAGGAUCCGAAGUGUGAAAUUCAGAAGUUAUUAAAGUUUCUAGAUAAAGACCUGCCAGAAGAAACUGUGGAUAAAAUCCUCUAUCAUAGCUCCUUUGACAUGAUGAAACAGAAUCCAAGUGCAAAUUAUACCACUUUACCAAAAUUUAGUAUGGAUCAUUCCUUGUCUCCCUUCAUGAGAAAGGGAAUUUCGGGAGACUGGAAAAAUCAGUUCACUGUGGCCCAGUAUGAAAGAUUUGAAGAAGAUUACAAAAAGAAAAUGAAGGGGUCUACACUGCAGUUUUGUUCAGAGAUCUAAGAAAUACUUGCUCUUUAUUUCUUUAGCUGGCAUUUAAAUUAAAAGAGAAAAAAAAUUCUUAAAUGCCUAAUGAAAAAAAUUCCAUAUGUAAUGUUUCUUUAUCUACUGGUAUUAGCUAUUUGUAAUAGACUAUUAAAGAAUUUCAAAAUAUACAUAUGAAAAAUCAA
Molecule: messenger RNA, 1256 nt
Organism: Sus scrofa (pig)
Lineage: Eukaryota; Metazoa; Chordata; Mammalia; Artiodactyla; Suidae
Gene: SULT1D1
Product: sulfotransferase 1 family member D1
Molecular function (GO): sulfotransferase activity
Source: RefSeq, a predicted model, not a curated record